AUGGCUUCCAAGGAGCAAACCAUUGUUCUCAUCACCGGUGCAAAUGGAGGAAUCGGCUUCGAACUCACCGCCCAACUCUUGCACGACAGUAAAUACUUGAUCCUCCUCGGCAGCCGAUCUCUCGAAAAGGGCGAAGCCGCUGUGAAGCUUCUGCAGGAAAGAGGGCUGCCAGGGAAGGUGCAAGUAUUGCAAAUCGACGUCAACAGCGAAGCGAGCAUCACCAAUGCUCAAAAAGUAGUGGAAGAGAAAUACAGCCGCCUCGACGCCCUGAUCAACAACGCUGCCAUAACGAGUGAAGAACCCACCUCAGCUUCCCUUUCCUCACGCAUGACGGCUGCUUUCCAGACCAAUGUCACGGGCCCUACUGUCGUCGUGGAGACUUUUGCGCCGUUGCUGGAGAAGAGCGGGCGUAUGGGUAAGACACCACGGAUCAUCAACGUGACGAGUGGAGCUGGCAGUAUUGGGUGGAGGAGUGAUAGAACGAAUCCGCAUCAGGAGAUGAAAGCCCUACCGUAUCGUACGUCUAAAGCGGCAUUGAAUAUGCUCACGGCGUGUCAAGAUUACGAGUAUGGACCCAAGGGAUGGAAAGUGUUUUGUUUUUGCCCGGGUUUUACCGAGAGUAAUUUGGGGCCUAUGAACAAAGUGGAGCAUGGGGCGAAGCCUACGAGUGAGGGCGCGAAGCCCAUGGUUGCCAUCUUGGAGGGGAAGAGGGAUGAGGAGCAUGGGGGGUACUUGAAGGCGGAUGGAUGCUGGCCAUGGUAG
Alternaria atra is the source of this 762-nucleotide messenger RNA. RefSeq lists its product as uncharacterized. Lineage: Eukaryota; Fungi; Ascomycota; Dothideomycetes; Pleosporales; Pleosporaceae. Bases 1 to 762 code for a protein of 253 amino acids. The transcript has 4 exons. The record is from RefSeq and is a predicted model, not a curated record.